Cetraspora pellucida is the source of this 353-nucleotide messenger RNA. NCBI's taxonomy places the organism in Eukaryota, Fungi, Glomeromycota, Glomeromycetes, Diversisporales, Gigasporaceae. The record is from the annotation of a GenBank genome assembly.
GGCAGAUUAACUUAGUAGUUAUAAAUAAAAGAACAGUAGUUCAAAUAGGAAAUCAAGCAUUGAAUAAGGCAUUCAACCAACCUGAUAAUAUAAUAGUCAAAUUAAGAGCUGUAGAAGUAAAAGAAAAGCUUUGGGAUUUGCAAUAUAGAACAAUUAGAAAAAGAAAUAUGACUAUAGAUGAAUUAUAUAGAAAAUUAUUACAAAUAGGUAGACAAGCUAACUAUAGGCCCAAAGAAUUAUGUAAUAAGUUCUUAAAUACUCUUUCUAUUUUAUGGCUUAAAAAAGCUAAGAAUAUCAGUGAAUAUUUGCUAUUAGAUAAAUUAGCUAAAAAGCUUUAUGAGAUAGAGUUAUAA